CGGGGGAAAUGGUCACAGUCUGGAGUCAGUCUGGUUAAAACUGCGUGAUGCAUCCUCACACCGCUCUCCGUUUGAUUCCUGCUGAACGCCGCCCGCGCUGCGCCAUUUUGAAAGUUUAAUACUGGGAGAGGCAGAGGCGAGGGAAAUCUCAAAGUAGAGUGCAAAGUCUAAAAUUCACUACUGAGGAUUGUCGAUUACUUUCGUUGCUUUAAAACUAUCCUGUGGCGUCUCUGUCAACUGGAAGAGGACUUGUACGGUCUUCGGAGUGACUAACACCACUCGCACGGUUUAGUCCUCCACUGCUCCACGGUCAGAACCACCCAGCCGACCCGGGUCAGCACUGCUCCGGUCCAGGCAGGGCCCGAGCCCGCUACAGAAACACCCUCUGUCUGAGUCGCUCACCAUGGCAGGGGCCGGUGGUGGGAACAGUGAUUUGCAGUGGUGCUUUUCCCAAGUCAAAGGAGCGAUCGAUGAUGAUAUCGCUGAAGCUGACAUCAUAUCUACUGUUGAAUUCAACCACUCUGGGGAGCUACUAGCCACUGGGGACAAGGGGGGACGUGUUGUCAUCUUUCAGCAGGAGCCAGAGAGUAAGAAUCAGCCACAGUGUCGAGGAGAGUACAAUGUUUACAGCACCUUCCAGAGCCACGAGCCUGAGUUUGACUACCUGAAAAGCCUUGAGAUUGAGGAGAAGAUCAACAAGAUUCGAUGGUUGCCUCAGAAGAACGCAGCACAGUUCCUAUUGUCUACAAAUGACAAAACCAUAAAGCUGUGGAAAAUCAGUGAGCGUGACAAGAGACCAGAGGGUUACAAUCUGAAGGAAGAAGAUGGGCGAUACAGAGAUUUCAAUACUGUCACAACACUACGGGUACCAGUAUUCAGGCCCAUGGACUUGAUGGUGGAAGCCAGCCCUAGACGAGUGUUUGCGAAUGCUCACACCUACCAUAUCAACUCCAUCUCAGUCAACAGUGAUUGUGAGACCUACCUGUCUGCAGAUGACCUGCGCAUUAACCUCUGGAAUCUGGAGAUCACUGAUCGCAGCUUUAAUAUUGUUGACAUUAAGCCAGCCAACAUGGAGGAGUUGACGGAGGUGAUCACAGCAGCAGAGUUCCACCCGAACCAAUGCAACACUUUUGUCUACAGCAGCAGCAAGGGCACCAUCCGCCUGUGUGACAUGAGGGCAUCGGCACUGUGUGACAAGCACUCCAAAUUGUUUGAAGAGCCAGAGGAUCCAAACAACCGUUCAUUCUUUUCUGAAAUCAUCUCAUCCAUCUCUGACGUAAAGUUCAGCCACAGCGGACGCUACAUGAUGACCCGCGACUACCUGACUGUCAAAAUCUGGGAUCUCAACAUGGAGUCCCGGCCAGUAGAGACAUAUCAGGUGCAUGAAUAUCUCAGGAGUAAGUUGUGUUCGCUCUACGAGAAUGAUUGCAUCUUCGACAAGUUUGAGUGCUGUUGGAAUGGGAACGACAGCGUUGUGAUGACCGGUUCCUACAACAACUUCUUCAGGAUGUUUGACAGAGGCUAUCGACAGGACAUUACUUUAGAGGCGUCGCGGGAGAACAGCAAGCCUCGAUCGAUCCUGAAACCUCGCAAAGUAAGCACAGGUGGGAAACGCAAAAAGGAUGAGAUCAGUGUAGACAGUCUGGACUUUAACAAGAAGAUCCUCCACACUGCCUGGCAUCCACUGGACAACAUCAUCGCUGUGGCCACCACCAACAAUCUGUACAUAUUCCAAGAAAAACUGAACUAGCAUUUGUUGAACCGCUCAGAUCCCAGUUUCUGCUUGAGCCCCACUGCUCCGAUACACAUAUACAAACUGUCUGUCUCUUUGCCUAAAUCCCCAAGUCUUGAUAUGAUCUGCCCUUGGUGAUUUUAGUAUUGAAUGUGACAAGACCUACUCUGUCAGUGGCAUUAAAACAUCUAAGCAGGCCAUCACAGGCACAUGUUACAAAUAUAAACAAGCAGUUUGUAGAUCUGAGCCCAGAAUUUGGGAUCUAGUAUUUUGGGUAUUCUCCAUCAGGACCACUUCAUUCACCAAGCUACUGUUUGCAACUCCACUACAUCCCAUACCAAAGGGAAAAUGUGUUAAAUACACAUGUUUGGGUAGUUUCUUUCAUUAUUCUUUUGUGCCAUUUUGACAUGAUUCAUUUGUAUGUCACAGCUACCAAUUGUUAAGUUUUAGUGGCUGCCAUCUUUUAUUAGUUUGAAUAGGAAAUCUGUUCUACUUUUUCUGCGUCUUUCUGUCACCAAGUUCCUUUUGGUACUGGCCUGAAACACUGCUAAUACAAGCUGUCUACACUCCAUGUUUGCCCCAGGUAUUUGUCAAGUUGCCAAGUUCACUUGCCACUUCUUUCUUGAUGUACAGUGCAGUUAUGUUGUUAAAGGACUAUUCUAGUGUUUUGUUCUAGCUCAUUCUCUAGAAAUAGUGUAUAACUUACAUUACUGCUAACUGUUGUCCAUAGCACACCAAUAUUUAUUAGAUCAAAUUUUGCACUUGAAGUUAGGUGAAGGUGAUCUGACGAGGAGACUGAAAUCUACUUUUCAGGUGCAACGUAGAGAUUGUGAUAUUCAAUAACCGAUUACUUCUGUUCCCAAACUUCACACAACAGAACCGUGCUACAUGAACAAAACAGCACAUUGAUGUAACCACUAGAUGGCUGUGUUAACUGAGCGAGUCAUUUCACAGUGCUCUUCUUGGGUGAAGUAUUGUAAACAAUGUAACCUGACUUUCAGCUCGAUGCAUUGCAGAUGAGGAAUUUGUGCCAAAAAAGAGCUUUGAUGCACUAUUGUGUCCUAAUGGUGCACAUUCAGAAGGAUUUUUCCAUAUCUGGCUGUAGUCUAAAGGGCAUUUCAAAGCUGAGACAUAAAGACUGCAAUUUGGAUUUGUGGUAUUACUUCUUGGCCAGAUCACUUGCCCUUCCAUCAAGGCAGUCACUGGUUUACAUUAAUUUCUCUACAGUAAGAGAGUCAACUGACUGAAAACCGUCUUGACUUGUAUUCCAUCAAAAUGAACUAUUUGUUGUCUUUGAUUAAGUGGAAGUAACUGUCCAGUGAUAACACAGCUGCAAGCAGGAAAAACUCUGCAUGCACAUUCAAGCGUACAAUAACAUCUGACACUAGAAUUAAGUUUCUUUCCCUGUUACUUAAAGGAACAGUUCACCAAAAAUGAAAACUCAGUCGUUAUCUACUCACCACAAUGCUAAUGGAAAGUUGUGUGAAGCUUCACAGCAAAACAACCGGGGGCCUGUUUGAAAACAUAAAAAAAAAAAAAAAAUGUCUCAACUCACUUCAUCCAAGUCUCUAAAAGCCUGAAAUUAAUUGAUCAGAUGUUAUUAGCAAUUUCUUAAGCCAAAAUCUUCACCCUAGCCUGCAAGAUAAAAGCAUUAGCGUGGGUCAUCUCCGAAGCAUCGAUGUAAUAAAUAUUUAUACAGUGUCUGAGCCAAAGCCCUGUUCAUUCCUAUGAUGGUUGCUCAGUUGCACUUGAAGCCAAAAAGUUAAACUUCCUUUCUGUAAAGUUAUCCAGUUUAGCUCCCCGCUAACUUAAACUGGCACAUAUUCUGCUAAGAGUUAUUCCAUGGGCUUGUGAUGCUCAAAACAUGUUUUAUUCACAGUUUGACAGCUGCUUCCUUUACAAGGUAAGCUAACAAGAAAAGUAUUUUUUGGCUGAUGUGCAUCAUGUGAAGUUGUAAUUACAUUGUCUGGCCACAAAUUGGCUUACACACAAGCUGUUCAAAUCUAUUUUGAUUCUCUGGGCUUUAGUAGAAUUGCAUGAGCUGUAUUGAGCCAUUUUGUGUUGUUUUUGGUUGUUUUUUAAAUUUGAAAGUCCCCAGCUACUUCAGUGCUUUUGAAUGGUGUUUUGCUGUGACGCUCCAGAAAUGUUUUGUGGACUACAAAACUGAUUUUCCAUCUGCAUGUGGGUGAGUAGACAUUGACAAAAUUUCAUUUGCAGGUGAAUUUAUCCUUUCAUGUUUGUUUUAUGGAUUAGAGUUUUUGAUAAAGUGGCUUGUAAAAAAAGCUUUUCUGACUAGUUGAAGCUCAAAACUGUUAUCCUGUAGUGUCAGAGUCAGGUUUUCUAAACAAUCCAAGGUCUCGGCUGCAUAACAAAAACCAGACAUAACUUACCUCAAGCAAGAUUCCAGUUUGUAAGUUGAUUUCCCUUGUGUAUUAAAAAUGGUUGCAUUUGGGUAAAAUGGAGAGCAGUAAUGUUAAGGCUAUUUCUAAUUAAUGGCCAAAAGCACAAGUGUUGUCCUUUUAACAGUGAGAGUGAUGUGCGCACACAGUCAUCAGAUAUUGUGGUUUUGGGAGUUGAAAGGGGGCUAAUCAUGCCAAAGUAACCAGUCCUAUACAGAGUUAUAUUCAUUUACAGCUGGUGGAGACUGGUCACCCUUGCACAUGUAUGGACCACCAUAUGAAGCUCAGGACAAAAGCUUAUAUACGUGGAAGGGUGUGAUGUAGCCGCUGUCGGCUUCCCCACAAAGCUGGUUAUAUUGUGUUGCUGCAGAUUGAUCGGCCGCUUUACCCUCUGGAUCUAGUUUCUGUUUGUAGUCUUUUUUUUAUUUUAUUUUAUUUUAUUUUUUAAAUGAUGUUUUGUACUGUACCUGAUGAUAAAAGAAUCACUAUAGCUGAUUUAUUUUUGUAUAAAUUAAGGCAAUAGGAUUACAGUCUGAUCACUGUAGUUUCUUUAGCUGUCUGUCUCAGACUGAUUGUAGAUGGAAGGUUGCUUGAUUGAGAGGGAACCUUGUCAUGACUUUGGGAUGUAACAUUCUGGCAGGUAUUUCUCUCUCCGAGUGUUUUUGUGACAUCAAGGAAAUGUUUGUUCUCACAUGGGAUGUCCAAAGAAAAGUAUUUUCAGGUGUCAGUAAGCACUAUAACAGUUUAUUUUUUUAAUUUGGCUGACUGUAACUGAUGUUCAUGUACGUAUUUGAAAGCUUCAGAGUCUGAGUUAAUGUGGAUCCUCUGUUUUUGUGCCAUGGUUUUGUUUGAUGAAUUGUUUCGCUCGCUGUGAAAGAAUAGGCCCAGGUGGGUCUAAAUGGGAAAGGCAUUUUAAUCAACGUGAAAUGUUAAAACUGGUAAAUCAAGCUCUCUCUAAAGCUAGUCAAGUCGGUUGACUAGGCUGAGUUGCUGAUUUUGAAUUAUUGUAUAAAAAGGUCUUCUCUCUCCUGUGAUCCAGGAGAUUAUGGACUUGUUUAUUUAAAAAGGAGAAUUUGUGAAGCACUUAGUUUGCAGAUGAUUGCUGUAUGGAAGCGGUUGUUGAUGACCGUAUUGAACAUGGUAAAUGAACACUCUUCUACACUAUGCUUCAGUCACAUGCUGCCAAUUCUCUCCUGGAGCCAUCAGGUUGAAUAUAGCACAGUUUUCCACUUCAUUAGAAUCACAUUUUGAUGACAGAUUAAACCAUUGAAUUAGGGCGUGAAGCUUAGUUGUCCACUGGAUCAUAAUUAUGUAAGUUUAUGUGUCACUGUUACAUAAGAGGACUGAUUUCCAGUCACUAGGAUGCCACCAAAAUCCCACCAGACUCCAUACAGUGGUAUGAAGCUACUGUUGAGUUUCGCUCCCUCAGGGCUUUGGGUAAUGACCACAAGUAAUGAGACACUUUUCCUGAUUUCUAGAUUUUCUAAAAUUCUGCAGCGUUUGGGAAACCAACUUUUCUUUAUUGUCAUUAAAACUGGGUGUGUGAGUGUCAUUCAAGUUUUUUGCCUCAUGGUUUUUUUUUCUCCAUUUUUCCAUUAACCUGUAUAAUGUGGCGCCUUUGUCCCGUUCUGCGGUCAAGGAUGAUCCAGUAAGUUAGCCAGCGAUCGUCAAUGACACGGCCUGUUGAAAGAUGUGAGAAAGGUUUUUAAAAAUGGAAACAUCUGCAAAUAUUCAAUCAAAAGUGGACAUAUUCUCAUAACAUCAGCUUUUUAAAAGAAAUCCCAUCUUUGCAAAACCCAAAAUGCCAGAGCAUUCGCUAACAUUCAUAAAUGAUGAACAACUAACCAACAGUCUUUCCCCUUUCCGCUCAUAUUGUCUUCAUAGCUGUUGUUCCAAGGUUAAACUACCAACAUAUUCACACCAGAGCCCUAAUGCCUUUUUUAUCGCAUUAAUAAGAAAAAAGAUAAUCAAGUAUGUUUCUUGAACUCUCUGGAGACUGCUCAGGGGAAUCUACCGCUGCUCUGUGAUCAAAACCUUGUAUCUUCAGAAGAAAAAAAAGCAGCAUUUCAGGACUUAAUCAAAAACUGCCUUAUUGACAGGUAGAUCAAACACUUUUAGGAAUUGAAGUUGCUGUAAUUGUUUUUUGUCAUGAAAUUUAAAGGAAAACUGUCUAAAUUGGAGCUAUGAGGUUUUUCCACUGAAAGCAGCAUUGUAUAUGUCUGAUGUAUCACAGGAGUUAAAACAAAAAUGCACUUUUUAUUUUUGUGAAGUUCAUUAAUUUGUAUGUUUUUUUUUUUUUGGUUUUUUUUUUCAAGGGGCUCUUGAAUAAAGAUUGUAGGAGGGUUUUUGGUGAUCUGUUUUGGGGAAAUGAAACUACAAAUGGUUCAUUGUACAGCUAAGUUUAUCUUUGUCAAAUGGAAUAAAGUUCAAUUUAGAUGAAAAGUAAUAAAGAAUUUCAAACCUAA
Acanthopagrus latus (yellowfin seabream) is the source of this 6596-nucleotide messenger RNA. RefSeq names its product protein phosphatase 2, regulatory subunit B, alpha a (gene ppp2r2aa). The coding region runs from base 404 to 1750 and encodes 448 amino acids. Gene Ontology annotation, molecular function: protein binding; protein phosphatase regulator activity. The transcript has 10 exons. The record is from RefSeq and is a predicted model, not a curated record. Gene Ontology annotation, biological process: peptidyl-serine dephosphorylation. Gene Ontology annotation, cellular component: cytosol; protein phosphatase type 2A complex. Lineage: Eukaryota; Metazoa; Chordata; Actinopteri; Spariformes; Sparidae.